AUGGCCCCCGGACAGCACCAAAACACCUUCACGGUGGUGCCCAACCCCCUGGGCAUGCAAGGCCUGAUGUCGCGCCCAGCCGGCGCCGGUCUCGCCGCCGCCGCCGCCGCCACCGCAUCCCACAGCCGGCCGCCCAUGACCUCCAAACAGGUGCAAAAAGCCUACCGCGAACGCACCCGCGGCCCGAAGCUGACCAAGGCCGAGCAGCGGCGCAUUGAGCUGGAGGAGCAAGCGCGGAUUCGGAAGGAGUUGGAGAGGGAUAAGCAGUUGAAUCGGGCGAGGGUGUUGAGGGAGAGGAAGAAGGAGAAGGAGGCGAAGGUUUUGGAGGAGAGGAAGAAGAGGGGGUUGCCGCUGGUGAAGGUUAGUGCGAGUCAGGAUACGAUUGCGCGGUUUGUGAGGGGGAAUGGGACGGGGAAGAAGAGGGAGGUGACGGGGGCCAUGAAAGAGGAGGGGGCAGGGGGGAAGGAGAGUGUUGCGCCGGGGGCUGCGCCUGGGGUUUCUCCUGGGGAGGGGGGGAAAAAGAGGGCGCGGUUGGAUACGGUAUCUGAGAAAUCGGAAGAGAUGCAGGGAGAAGAGGGAGGGCAAAGAAAGAGGGUACGGUUGGAUGAAGCGGUGAAAUUUAAGAGCGGGGAGAAAGGACAGGGAAAAUCGGUCGAGAACAAGAAGGAUUCCGUGGAGACGAACUCAAGAUCAACAACCCCCGGGAAGGGUGACGUCGAAUUUGCGGGCCUCGCUCCUCAGGAGCCUGUCGACAAUUCAAUUGCGACACCGAACGGCCCAACGGACGUUUCACUCACCAAGGAAAAAGCGCAAGCGAAGGAGAUGGACGCAACAAUCACGAGCGUACCCAAACCCACACCACUCCAAAGCGCGCCGGUCCCGACCCCACAAGUGAAGCCCAUGGUUCACGAUGUGGCACCAGUACCGGCACCCGCACCGAUACGGCGACCGACCAAAGGCGCUGAACCAGCAGCAGGGAAAAAUCUAGAGAGGGCAAGUACCGCGGACCGGAUACGACUUGACUCGCCUCAGGUAGAAGUGCCGAUCACGAAAACCGGCUCGGCGGUGGCGGUUGACACGGAGGCAAAACGGACGGCUAUAUCAGCCGAACAACUCAAACCUCUGGUGUCUGCCAACCGCCCAACACCCACCAACUCGUUAGCCCCGAAGCCACAGCCUCCAGCUGUCCCACCUGCCUGCCAGGGGACACUCGUUCAAGAAACUCGAAGGCACAACCAGACAACUCCUAAACCGAUCCCUACUUCUGUGCAACGCCGAACAUCCCUGAACCAAGUUCAGACGCCAAAGCCACGUAACGUCGCCCCAGGGCCACAACGGUCGCACAGCGCGUCAUCAGCAGUCCUUCGGGAAAUCACAAACAGGCUGAACCAAACAUGGCCGAUGUCUGCCGGCGCUGGCGUCCAGAAGUCCCGGCCUAACCAGGCUUCACCAAGCAUCUCCCAUCGCCGCACAUCGACAGUCCCUACGGUCAAGCAGCAACGGCCCGAGACCCCAGCAAGAGUGCAGCCGCAGAACGUGCAGAAGCCGCAAAAACCCCCGAAGCCACAGUUUCUUCCCCCUCAUCUUCGUCAGGUGUCCGACAAGCCAGCAACUCCCGCUCCCGCUCCCGCCCAACCGGAGCUUCGAACUCUACAUGACGAUAUCCCAAACGGUCUCCCAACGAGCACCCAGCUCUUCGUCAUGUCUCAUCUCGAUGAGUUAUUCCCGAGUCCGACGCAGGAGGCAAGGGAGUUGGGGAUUGAACGGGUGGCGCCGGCGAAACAGAAACCGCUACAGCCAGGGCCGACGAGCCGAGAGACGCAGCGGGAAACUGUGAAAGGGCCCGUCCAGUCUAGACAACCUCCCCGGCCAGUUGCCCAGGCAAACAGGUCGAUGGCACCACCUCCAAGGCCUCCAGUGAAGCCAGCGAGGCCAACGGCAAUGGGGCCACCACCGAAGGCACCGCCGGUCAAGCCGGCCGCGAGCAGGCAGUUCAAAGCAGCGGUCACGAGUCGCCGGCCUGCACCACCCAAACCCGCCGACGCCCUGGAUGUGCCGUUCAUCGCGACCCAGGACUUGAUGUUCUCCACGCAGGAUCUCCGAGAGCUGGAGGAGCCAACCCCGUCCAAGGGAGCCAGGAAUGCGGGACACAAUCCACCACGAUUUAAACAGCCAUCAACAGGACCGGUAUCAGGACCCGGGACGGUUUCGUCACAGCAUUUGGCAUCCCAGUUUCAGAGAAAGCCUACGUUUGCAAGGAAGCAGGCUGUCAAUCCUGCUGCUCCGACAUCAGGUCGUGCAACUGGGCCGACAUCAGGUCACCACGCUCAUGGGAAGGAGAACAUUCGCCCGCAGCCGCAGCAAAGGCAGCAACAAACAGAACCCCGAGGCCGCAUCGGUCAGGUUAAGCCAGCCCGGCCAGAUACCAAACCUAUGUCUCCUAUCUUGAACCCCAACACGGCCAUACAGCAGGAAAACCAACCCCCACACCAACAACAACAAAGGCCGCAACCCGAACAACCACCCCAAAACACCGCCCCCAAACUUACCCCAACAGUAAACAACCCACCCGCCAAACCCCCUUCACCACCCCCCGAAAAACCGCGCUUCUUCACCUCCAGCGGCCUAGGCGUCGACACCCUACUAGCCAUGGGCCGCAGCCGCAGGACCCACGAGGAAGAGCAAAAGAGACGGCAGGGACGCGGGCUAUCAGGUGGGCUAUCAGGUGGGCUAUCAGGUGGGCUAUCAGGUGGGCUAUCAGGCGGGGUUAAUCGUGACAAUACCAACGGCAGCCACAACAGUAGCAACACCCGCAGCAGUAGCAACAGCGGCGACCGCAGCAACAACAGUGUUAACAAUGCCAGGAGUAGCAAUACACAUGGGGCGACCAACCAGGGGACUAACCGAGCGGCCCAGGGAGCGGCCGGCCGAACGACCAACCAUACGGCAGACCAUACGGUAGACCAAACGCUCAGCUGGGCCGGGAAACAGGCCGCCAGCCUGCAGAUGGCGUCGCAGGAGACGGACUAUGGCGAUUUGGAGCUGGAUGCGAUGGACUUUGAUAGCCUUGUUGGGAUUGGGGUUGGGAGGUGA
This is a messenger RNA of Dichotomopilus funicola, 3093 nucleotides long. RefSeq lists its product as uncharacterized. The transcript has a single exon. Lineage: Eukaryota; Fungi; Ascomycota; Sordariomycetes; Sordariales; Chaetomiaceae. Bases 1 to 3093 code for a protein of 1030 amino acids. The record is from RefSeq and is a predicted model, not a curated record.